Messenger RNA from Alosa alosa (allis shad), 5381 nucleotides. It is a transcript of the gene fmnl2b, whose product is annotated as formin-like 2b. The transcript has 28 exons. Gene Ontology annotation, biological process: cortical actin cytoskeleton organization; cell migration; regulation of cell shape. Gene Ontology annotation, cellular component: cytosol. Gene Ontology annotation, molecular function: small GTPase binding; actin filament binding. NCBI's taxonomy places the organism in Eukaryota, Metazoa, Chordata, Actinopteri, Clupeiformes, Clupeidae. The record is from RefSeq and is a predicted model, not a curated record. The coding region runs from base 525 to 3968 and encodes 1147 amino acids.
UUUGGCACGCCCCAGCGGGGGUUCUAAGCUGAAAGGGUUCAUUGUGUCGGGUACUGAAUGGAGACUUUGCUGUUUAAUGUGUGGAUGUCGAACUCCGUCUGUUGUAGCCACGGGCAGGAUUAACUAGCCAGCUCGCCGCACACAAUCGCGCACGGCCGUAUGUGAAUCAUGCACACUAUCGCAAAUAGCGCAAACUGGGAGUGGAGCGUUUAUUGUGCGCGAUACGGGUAGGGAUGCGGUGGUGGUGAUCCGCUGUGAACCUGUGCAUUGUUCCACCGUGGAAAGAUGAAUGGAGAGACCGACAAAAAUCACGGAUUAACAAUGUAGUAGUGCUUUUGUGGGAGUCACGCAUUGGAUAUCACGUUCUGCAGAUUUCUGAUUUCGCAUCCGUGGGAAGUGACCAGACUUUAAUGUGAUUGUGACAUUCAUUCAUCGUGGAUUUCUCCACUCGACUUGUAUUUUCUGGAGGAAUCGGUGGGAAAACGUGUUUCUGUCUGUAACUGAGGAAAACAGCGGACAAUAACAUGGGGAACGCGGAGAGUAUGGAUGCUCAGCUCACCGACUUCAGGGCGAGGAACAAGCCCCCCAAACUACCUAUGCCAGACCCUGCAGAAUUGGAGGAGAGAUUCGCAAUUGCCUUGAAUUCAAUGAAUCUGCCUCCUGACAAGGUGAGACUACUGCGGCAGUACGACAAUGAGAAGAAAUGGGAGCUGAUAUGUGAUCAGGAGCGUUUUCAGGUGAAGAACCCCCCACACACAUAUAUCCAGAAGCUCCGAAGCUUUCUGGAUCCUGCUGUUACCAGGAAGAAAUUUCGGCGGAGAGUGCAGGAGUCGACCCAAGUGCUCCGCGAGCUGGAGAUCUCCCUGCGAACCAAUCACAUCGGCUGGGUGAGAGAAUUCCUGAAUGAGGAGAAUAAGGGUCUGGACGUGCUGGUGGAGUAUCUGUCCUUCGCUCAAUAUGCUGUCACGUUUGAUGGUGAUGCUCCGGAGGGCAAUCCGGAGGUUUCUGUGGAGACUCCAUGGAGUCGAUCCAUUGAGGAUCUCCAUGGUGACAGUAACCUUCCCUCUCCAGUUAGUGGCAGCAACAUACCUCGCUCCACCCGUCACUCUUUGAGUAGGUCCAACACCCUGCCAAGCCGCAGGACACUGAAGAACUCCAGACUGGUGUGUAAGAAGGACGACGUGCACGUGUGCAUCAUGUGCCUGAGGGCCAUCAUGAACUACCAGUACGGUUUUAAUAUGGUCAUGUCCCAUCCACACGCUGUGAACGAAAUUGCUCUGAGCCUCAACAAUAAAAAUCCCAGGACUAAGGCUCUGGUGCUGGAGCUGCUGGCCGCUGUGUGUCUAGUGCGUGGGGGUCAUGAGAUAAUCCUGGCUGCCUUCGACCACUUCAAGGAGGUGUGCUCAGAGUCGCAGAGGUUUGAGAAACUAAUGGAGCAUUUUAAGAAUGAGGACAACAACAUUGACUUCAUGGUUGCCUGCAUGCAGUUCAUCAACAUAGUUGUGCACUCAGUUGAGGAUAUGAACUUCAGAGUGCAUCUGCAGUAUGACUUCACCAAGCUCUCACUGGACGAGUAUCUAGAGAGGCUGAAGCACACGGAGAGUGAUAAGCUGCAGGUGCAGAUCCAGGCCUACCUGGACAACCUGUUCGACGUGGGCACACUGCUGGAGGAUGCCGAGACCAAGAACGCAGCGCUGGAGCGUGUUGAGGAGCUGGAGGAGAACGUGUCUCAGCUGACCGAUAAGCUUCUGGACACUGAAAAUGAGGCCAUGUCCAAGAUCGUGGAACUGGAGAAGCAGCUGAUGCAGAAGAACAAGGAGCUGGAGUCCACUCGAGCAGUGUACCGAGACGCCAGCUCACAGGUGCACACGCUGCGGCGGAUGGUGCGCGAGAAGGACGAGGCCAUCCAGCGGCAGAGCCGUCUGGAGAAGAAGCUGACGGAGCUGGAGCGCCGCAGCAGCCUGCAGAUCACCCAGCGGGGCGAGGGCGACGGCGAGGGCGGAGACUCCAGUGGCAGCGAGGGCGGUGCCUCCACCUCCUCCAUCGCCUCCUCCUCCUCAGCCGCCGCCGCCUGUGCCGCCACCUCCUCCACCUUGCUCCCCUCCCCGCCACCCUCCCUGCACGCACUCAUGACGUCCCCAGUGCCGGAAUGUUCCGGAUUAGGGGGAGCGGGUGGAAUGGGGCUGUACGGUCCUGGUGAAAGUGGAGGGCUACCGCAGGGCGCUCAUGGAGGCAGACUGACCCCUGGUCCUCCGCCACCUCCACCACCUCCUCCACCACCUCCACCCAUGCCUGGCUCCGGGGGGAUGCCCAUACCCUCAUUUGGUCAGAUCGUACAAAACGGGCCGUCAGCAGCUGCUGCUGCACCUCCUCCCCCACCUCCUCCUCCUCCUCCCCCUCCUCCACCUCUCUCUGGCCACUUGGAGAUCUCUGCUCCCCUGCCUCCCCCUCCUCCCCCUAUCGCACCCCCUCUUCCUGGCUGUGGUUCCCCCACGGUCAUCUUCAACUCUGGACUCACAGAUGGACCCAUCAAGCUCUUCUCCGUUAAGAUCAAGAAGCCCAUCAAGACCAAGUUCCGGAUGCCAGUGUUCAACUGGGUCGCCCUUAAACCCAACCAGAUCAAUGGCACCGUCUUCAAUGAGAUUGAUGACGAGCGCAUUCUGGAGGACCUGAACGUGGAUGAGUUUGAGGAGAUGUUCAAGACCAAGGCCCAGGGUCCGGCAGUGGACAUGACCUUGAGCAAGCAGAAGGCCCCACAGAAGGGGCCCAACAAGGUGUCACUGCUGGAGGCCAACAGGGCCAAGAACUUGGCCAUCACCCUGCGCAAGGCAGGCAAGAGUCCAGAGGAGAUCUGCAAGGCCAUCCACACGUUCGACCUGCGCACGGUGCCCCUGGACUUUGUGGAGUGCCUGAUGCGCUUCAUGCCCACGGAGGCGGAGGUGAAGAUGCUGCGUCAGUACGAGCGCGAGCGGCGGCCCCUGGACGGCCUGACGGACGAGGACCGCUUCAUGAUGCUCUUCAGCAAGAUCGAGCGGCUGCCACAGCGCAUGAGCAUCAUGGCCUUCAUGGGCAACUUCACCGACAGCAUGCAGAUGCUCACACCGCAACUUCAUGCAAUCAUUGCUGCUUCAGUCUCCAUCAAGUCUUCGCAGAAGCUGAAGAAAAUUCUGGAGAUCAUCCUGGCCCUGGGGAACUACAUGAACAGCAGCAAGAGGGGAGCUGUCUACGGAUUCAAACUACAGAGUCUGGAUCUGCUGCUGGAGACCAAGUCCACGGACAGGAAGCUGACUCUGCUGCACUACAUUGCCAACGUGGUGAAGGAGAAGUACCCCGUUGUGUCUCUCUUCUACAACGAGCUGCACUACGUGGAGAAAGCUGCCGCCGUGUCCCUGGAGAACGUGCUGCUGGACGUGCGAGAGCUGCAGAGGGGCAUGGACCUGACGCGCCGCGAGUACAGCAUGCACGGACACAACUCCCUCCUCAAGGACUUCGCCCACCACACAGAGGGUCGCCUCAAGAAGCUGCAGGAUGAUGCUCGCAUUGCCCAGGACGCGUUUGAUGAUGUGGUGAAGUUCUUUGGAGAGAGUGCCAAGACCAUGCCACCUUCCGUCUUCUUCCCCGUGUUUGUUCGGUUUGUCAAGUCUUACCGGCAAGCGGAUGAGGAGAACGAGCAGAGGAAGAAGCAAGAGCAGAUGAUGAUGGAGAAACUUCUAGAACAAGAGGCCAUGAUGGAGGAGCAAGAGGACCAGCAGUCACCAUCUCACAAGGGCAAGCGUCAGCAGCAGGACCUGAUCACUGAGCUGAGACGCAAACAGGGCAAAGACAGCCGCCACGUCUACGAGGGCAAAGAUGGCGCCAUCGAGGACAUCAUCACAGUGCUGAAGACUGUCCCAUUUACGGCGCGAUCAGCCAAACGGGGCUCGCGCUUCUUCUGUGACCCCGCCCACAACGAGGACUUCCACUAUUAGCCUAAAACAAAAACCUCUCCUCCUCCUCGUCAACAAGGUCUGCGCAGCCAGCCCUAUAGACGGAUGGAUGGCAUCCGGAGGAGCAUGAGGAAGAAGUUAGAGGAUCAACUGCUGCAGGCCCUCAGUAUGGAGGUGACCACCUAACUACUGAACACAAACAGGAGGAGGAGAGGAGGGGGCCAGCAGAAUGGUGCUUCUCUCCCUUUCUGAGGGACAUCUCUCAUCAUCUCAUUUUAAAAUCACUGUUUCUGGACUAUUAGCAAGCAGUGAGGAUGUAAUAUAUUUUUUUUUGUUUUGUUUUUAUGGGAUACCUUUGCCUAGUCAGUCUCCAUACCAAGGUGUGGUGCUGGGGUGGGGUCUUGGCACUACAAGAGACUUGGCUGCUCCAGUGUAAUUUUUUUUUCCCAUCAUUGCCGUCCAGUGUUGUCAGUCUCUUUUGUCCUGGAGCGAGGCUCGAGUGCCCAACAUGCACUUUUUACAGACUUUUAUUCGUGCGUAUUAAUCUGCAUUCACGUCUUAACCUGUUGAGGAGUGAAUUAUUUUCCUCUUUUUUUCUAGAAUUCUACGCAAACAAUCUAUAGUUUCAGUGUUCCUUAUACAGUCUAAGGGAAAAAUCUCUGAGGGUAAUUGUGACAUCAUAAUGUGGAACUCUCGGUUCGCGAACAUUCUAAUCACAUAUUUGUGACCGUACUCCUCAACAGGUUAAAGAAGAAAGGGGUGUGCAUCAAGUCAACAUACUGGAAUAAGAAGCUCUAGAGAGAGAAAACUGUUCUAGACUCCUGGAGUGAAUUUGUGAAGGCAUGGCCAUCCCGCGUGCUAAAAAAGAAAAAAAGAAGUAUGCAUUUCAUUUGUGACACUGACUGUUGUUUUCUGCUGGUUGUGUUCAAGUGAAUGAACGUCGUCGUGAAGAGUUCAUUCUUUUUUUUAAAUUAGGAAGUAAUCGUGUGAAAGAACAAAAAAAAAAUGAUUUGUAAAUGUACAUAUAUUUUGCUACGAAAGUCGAACAUCUUAUUUUUUACAUCGUCCAUCCAUUGUAAUACUGUAAAUACCCACGUGAGCCAAACUAACACCUUCCCUUACGAUCCCUGUUCCUUUUUUUAAGUUAUGAUGUUUGAGUAGAUUUUAUUUAACACUGUGGUGAAGACUGCCUUGGACCAACCUCGUAUGAAAAGUGUAUCCACCCGUUUCUGACCUUUGACUUUUGACCGUUGACCUAACAUCACUCUUUUCACUCGUCACUCCUGUAACAUGUGAUAGAUUUGUCUGCCAUUUGCACGUUAAUCCACUGAAAAACCUGAAUGGACACCUAAGUAGCACACGUUCCUUUUCUACCUUGAUCCUAUUCUGCUAAACUGGAAUCCCUGAUCUUUCAAUGGCUAUCAUCAAAUAAAAAUAACAAAUACUGUCACUUUA